Molecule: messenger RNA, 402 nt
Organism: Paramecium primaurelia
Lineage: Eukaryota; Ciliophora; Oligohymenophorea; Peniculida; Parameciidae
Source: the annotation of a GenBank genome assembly
AUGAGCAUCCAAUUCCAGGUCUAAAUACCAUAUUUAGAGGACAUUCAUUACAAAUGCCAUCCAAAGGUGUUCCAUAAAAACACUAAGUACAUUAAUUAUACUCUAUGCCAUUACAUUAAGUGCAUAAAUAAUGGCAUUUAAUUUUUGAUAUUAAUAAAUUUCUAAUUGAAACCUAUCCAUUUCCUUCAUUUGAUAUUGUAAAUUUUAUUAUAUUUGAAUCUGAUUUUUUGUAAAAUAAAAUUAAUUGUUUUAAUUUCUGCUUAGUAAGAAUCACAAAUGAUUGAGAAGUUUUCAAACGAGUUAGGAGUUUAAUAUUAAAAUGAAAUUAUUUCUGCUCCAAAUUAAAAUUAAAUUUAUCCAUUUUACCAAGUACCUUAUAGAAUUAAUUCAAAUGAUAUGUGA